AUGAUGGGGUCAGCUCUUGCUAGGAAAGCAAUUAGACUGCGAUCCCUCCGUUCAAGAAGGUUACUGCACAGCUAUGAUCGACCUCCUACACCAUCUAUCCCAUACCUCACUCACUUGCCACCUUCUUCAGAGGCCACUCAGACCCUCUCUCAACUACCUUCCGACGAAUCGCUAAAUAGACAACUGAAAGAUCGCCUGACGAAAAAGGCAAUUGAGGGUUUACCGGAGCUGACUGAAGAGGAUUUGAAGGAUUUCUAUGCUGAUUUGGUGCAGACUGGAAUAGAGAGUAGAGAGGAUGAUGUUCUUGCUAUUGAAUCACCCGGUGGACAACUGAAAUUACCUUUAGAUAUCAGGGAGAGGGAAGAUAUUCUGAAUGAGCUGGAAAACAGAUUGACAGGCUCCGGAGACAUCGAACAACAAAGUGGACUGAUGAAGAUAGAUGAAGAAUUGAGCAGGGCACCAAAGCAUUAUAAGAUAUUCGCUGCUCUCGCUCGGCUGGGCGUGCCACAAGAUGGACCUAGUGGGACUAGUAAAUCACCUGCCGGAGCUAUACAAUCUCAAAAAGGCGUAGAUAUACCACUAGGAUUGGUCAGUAAGAGGGAAUGGAGUGUACUAUUCCAUGAGUUUAUCCAGAGAAGUGACGCUAGAGGUGCAGAAGCUUUGUUGGGUGUAAUGACUCUGCACGGUGCUCCUAUCGAAGAGACCAAGAUCGAGGAAAUCAUCAAGGUAGAUGCUGCUGCCGGAAGAGUAGAUGAUGUAGGCAGACUAACGGCUGAGAUGGCCAACAGUGAACUGGCAAUAUCUGAUUCGCAUAAAGACCUGUUCAUUCUAUCGCUUUUACGUCAUACACCCUCACAACCUCAGAAUGCAAUAGCUCAACUCACCUCAGCAGAACAAGCUGGCCAACCAUACCCUCAAUCUUCUUACCAAGUCGUCCUCCAACAUCUCACUCAGCCCUCGCCAUUGUUUCAGCCCAACGCACAUACUCGAGCAUUGGCAUGGGAUCUGUUUGCCAAUAUGCGACUUUCAGCUCAUCCGACGCCUUCUAGAGAACUGUACACUACCAUGAUUAGAACAUGCGGAGAAUCUGCUCAGCCUGAACCUGAACGCGCGAGGGAUUUAUGGAUUGAAAUGACGGAGAAUGAGAAGAUCCAACCCUCGAGAGAAGAAUACAGCGCGAUCAUUCGAGCCUUAGGAUCUACGAAGAAAGAUUACCUAGAGGCUUUCGACCUAUUACGUCAAAUGCUGGCGAAGCACCAUGAUGCCAUCUAUACACCCUUCUCGUCGGAAGAAGAUGGCUUACCAAGGUUUUCGCAAUAUGUCCCUACAUUGGAAACCUUCAUUGGACUGCUGGAAGGAACGAAACGAGCAGGAGAUCUGAAUAGAGCGAGGUGGAUUUUGACUGAGACUUUCAAAUUGGCAAGAACGGGGAAGAUGUUGAAUUCGAAAGAAUGGAGGGAUGGGAUGGAUGCGAAUUUGUUGAGUGGGAUAUUCAUGACGUAUGCUAGUUGGAAGCCGUUGGUCAGGAGAGGUGCAGUCAAAGUCAAAGAUAACGAUGAAAUUGUACAAGAACUUGAUGAAGAUGGGCAGAUCAGUUCUGAGAUCGAAGCGAAACGACUUGAAGAAAAGACUGUUACGGAUGAAGAAUGGCUAGAUGUGGAUGUGAUGGAGAAACUUGUCGAAUCGUCUUCAAGCAAAUCGGAAGCUAUACAAGAUCCAUCGAAUUCCCAAUCUAAUCUUCCUCUUACACCUCAAUCAUCCGCUGACGCAUUGCGAGAAGCUACAGCGCUUUUCCAACGAAUCUUGCAUGACGUUGCUUCACCACCCAAUCCCGAUACUUAUCUGCCAUUCAAAGAUGUCGUUCUCGGGCCAAAAUUGAUCAACUCGUACAUCUCUGUGCACAUGAUCCACUCCCCUUCUCUCGAAGCCACCAAGAAAGCCUACGAAGAAGCUUGGUCAGCUGUAUCCGACCUCACUAGAGGGACUGUUAGACCGAAUGGAUGGAGUUAUCUGCAGAUCCUAGAAAAGUGCUCACAUGGUACUAGGGCGGGAAUGACAGAUUCAGAUAGACCAGUAGCUUUCGAAUGGGGACAGGCCAUAUGGGAAGAAUAUCUGUCAUGGUCUACCAAGGCCAUCAAAGAAUUGGAGACGAUCAGUGAACCGUCAAUGAAAGAUCGAAAGAGGUGGUUAAUGGGAUUAGGUGAUCGACAAAUCGAGAGAAUUUGGAAAUCUGCUAUUCGUCUAUUCGCACUAUACGAUUCCAAACCUUCCAAAUCCUUACAUAUCCUCGAAGAGUUCUUUGUUCGAUACCCGCCUGAAGAUAUAUUGAAAACCUAUAGACCUCUUCCAGAAGUGAAAGGACUGAAGAUCAAGUUGAUUACACCUAAUUCUACACCCGAGGCAAACGUCCCGCCAUACUUGCUAUUCAACGAUGUCAAAGUUUUACAUGAGAAGUUGAUCAAGAACGAUGAUAUCAAGAGUUUAGGUAGAUUGUCCUUUUAUAUGAAGAGUUAUGAGAUGAUGUUGUUAAAGAGAAGGAAAUGGAGAUUCAGAGGUGUUGGACAGGUCAAAGAGAGGAAUAGGGGAAAAUACGCUGAGAGGGAGAGGAAGAGGUUGGAAAAGGCUAAGGUGGACAUGACCGAGGGAGAUGCUAAAGAAGUUGAUUAG
This is a messenger RNA of Kwoniella mangroviensis CBS 8507, 2667 nucleotides long. RefSeq lists its product as uncharacterized. Gene Ontology annotation, molecular function: protein binding. The record is from RefSeq and is a predicted model, not a curated record. The transcript is spliced from 6 exons. NCBI's taxonomy places the organism in Eukaryota, Fungi, Basidiomycota, Tremellomycetes, Tremellales, Cryptococcaceae. Bases 1 to 2667 code for a protein of 888 amino acids.